Molecule: messenger RNA, 921 nt
Organism: Alternaria ethzedia
Lineage: Eukaryota; Fungi; Ascomycota; Dothideomycetes; Pleosporales; Pleosporaceae
Exons: 4
Coding region: 1-921 (306 amino acids)
Source: RefSeq, a predicted model, not a curated record
AUGAGGUACUGGUGGCUUUGCUACAUCGCGUACUGCUGGGCAAUGAUUACGUCAAAGAUGUCCAUUGGCCUGUUCCUUCUCCGUGUCACUGUUAAGAAACUGCACAAGUACAUCAUUUACGCUGCGAUGGGCCUCACGGUGCUGUGCGGCCUCGUCUUCUUCUUCGUCACCCUCUUCCAAUGCCACCCGAUCAGCUUCUUCUGGGACAAGAACAACCCAGAAGGGACUUGCAUCAACGUAGACGUCAUCAUCGGUCUUACGUUCCUGUACAGCGCAAUCUCGGUCAUUAGCGACUUCACGUUUGCUAUUCUACCCUUCUUCCUGAUCUGGGGCUUGAACAUGUCCGUCAAGACCAGGGUCCUUUUGAUUCCUAUUCUUGGGAUGGCCUGCGUUGCUAGUGUCGCAGUCUGUGUGCGCAUGGGCUACGUUAUGGAUUUCAAGAACCCCGACUUUCUCUGGGCCACUGUUGAUAUCGCAAUCUGGUCGGACAUCGAACAGGGUCUCGCCAUCACGGCUGGUUCCCUCGCUACUCUCCGUCCCCUCUGGCGACAAGUUUCUGAGAAAUUCGGAUUCAGCAACUCCUCCUUCGGCCCGUCACGUCCUUCGAAUAUGCGAACACCACAAUGGGUCAACGACCCGAACAGAGAAUCGAAAAAGAAGCCUAGUCUCUUCAGCAUGACAAUGUCUCUGCUGAAGACUGAAAAGGGUGUGUCUACGAAGUCGGAGAUCGACCAGGACUACGGCAUGGGCAACCUUCAGCCAGUACGGCUCCGCGAUGAUCUAUCCGCGGAAAACGAGAAGAGCGACAAGGUGUUCAACACUUGGAGAAUAAAGGGCGGUGGGAAGGUGUCUGAUGAGGAAUGCCGAGUUGGAGAAAUCACAAUGGAGACGCACAUCAACCAGAAGAACGAGAGGCGGUAG